This is a messenger RNA of Jatropha curcas, 1808 nucleotides long. Its product is annotated as akuammiline synthase 2. The record is from RefSeq and is a predicted model, not a curated record. Lineage: Eukaryota; Viridiplantae; Streptophyta; Magnoliopsida; Malpighiales; Euphorbiaceae.
GCACUACAAGUUUUCUCCAAGAUACUGCAAAUCUAGUAGCUAAGAGAGAUGGAAGUUCAAAUCAUUUCAAGAGAGUUGAUAAAGCCAUCUUCCCCAACAGUUCAACACAAAAGACCCUAUAAACUCACCCUUUUAGACCAACUUACUCCUACAACAUAUUCUCCACUGAUUUUGUUCUACCCCAUGAAUAAUAUAUCUACUACUCUUCAAACCUUAACCCACUUAAAAGCCCACUUAAAAGAAUCUCUAUCUCAAACCCUAAAUCUGUACUACCCUUUUUCUGGAAGACCAACUUGUGAUAACCUCUAUAUCAAUCGUUUCAACGAAGGAGUUCCAUUCUUUGAAGCUAAAGUGAAUUGUUCCAUGUCUGUUUCUCAUUGUUCCAUGUCUGAGUUUCUCAAGCUCCAUCAAACGGAGUUAUUAAACAGUUUUCUUCCAUGCAACCCCUUUACCAAGGAAGUAUCCAUUGAAAUACCCAUAAUAGCCUUCCAAGUAAGCAUGUUCACUUGCGGUGGAAUAACAUUGGGUUUGAGCAUGUCACAUAAGCUAAUAGAUGCCGUAACAGCUUCUGCUUUCAUGUCUACUUGGACUUCUUUACAUCGUCGGGAUUUUAACGGCGUUAUAGCGCCAUAUCUCCACGAACCAUCACUAUUUUUCCCUUCACGAAUUUCAUUUCCUCAAGGCCAUUUAUCUCUAAUGGAGAGUUUAUGGUUCACCGAAGCUAAUUACAUUACAAAAAGAUUUUCUUUUAAUCCUAAAGCCAUAGCUACUCUAAAAACUAUGGCAAAAGGCGACAGAAAAAAUAAUGUAGAUCAACCAACCCGAAUUGAAACGCUUUCAUGUUUCAUUUGGAAAUAUUAUAUGCAAGCAUCAUCAAUGGUGGAAUCAAGUAGAGGAAGUGAAUCUAGAACAUCGAUUUUAGUUGAAGCAGUAGAUCUACGGAAGAAAACAAAGCCACCAAUGCAUAAUGGGUCCAUUGAUAAUGGGUCCAUUGGAAACUUAUUUUGGUGGGCAGUAGCAGUUGCAGAUCCUAAUGAUAAAAAAAAUACAGAGUUACAUGAACUCGCAAGUUUAUUAAGUGAAUCUGUUGGGGUAUAUAAAACUGAGUAUACACAUAGUUUACAAGGCGAUAAUGGGCAUGAGACUAUGUCAGAGUACUGUGAGCAAUUAAGUGAGUUGUUUUCUUUAGAAAAACCUGAUAUUUUUGCCUUUACAAGCUGGUGUAAUACGUCAGCUACAAAGCUAGAUUUUGGGUGGGGAGAGCCUUAUUGGGUUGGAGUUAUGGGAAAAGCAGGAGCUGCAUUUAGAAACUUGACUGUUUUUGUUGUUUUUGUUGAUGCAAAGGAUGGUAAAGGGGUUGAAGCUUGGAUUACUUUAGAUGAUGAAAGAAUGGAGAUUCUUCAACGUAAUCCUGAGUUCUUGGCGUUUGCUUCUCCGAAUCCAAGGAUAUCUAGUCUGUGAUCAUUAUGUCAGGUUAAUAAAUAAGGACAAAGGAAAUGAGCUGCCUCGGGCUUAUCUGAAAAGAAAUAAAAAAUUUAAAAAAAAAAAAGAAAAAGAAAAGCAAUUAGAUCCUCGUUGGAAUCCAAGUUUCCUUUUCAUUCAGGGAAAAUAACUAAUUUACUCUGGUGUUUUAUGUCUAUUACACCUGAUAUCUAUUUCGUCCAUUUUUUACACUUUUAAAUAAUAAGUAAAUCUAAAUUUAUGCGGUUUAAGGAGAUAGAAAUUAAAUAUGGGUAAAAAAAUAUCCCAAAUAGCUCCACCUCGCUCUUCUCUGCGUUUUGAAUUUUAGUUUCUUGUUACUUUUUUUC